CGACCACAUCUUUAGCCUCAUCUGGUAUCGGCCGUCAUAGUCAGGCUAGCAAGAACGCAAUGCUAAUGCUGGAAGCCCGUAACAAUUUUCUCUCGCAGGAAGCGCAACAGCAGCUGGCCCAGAGCGUGUCUGAGAGCCAACAUAGUAUUGUGCAUCUGAGGCCAGGAUCAUCGUUUUUCGGGACGAUGUUGAAGGACCACCACUCGGACAACUUCUCGGGCUCUUGUGAUAACGACAGCCAACUUCAGUUGAGUCGUGCCUAUAAUGAUAAUGCUGAAUUUCAGCAGCUGGUGGACCAACAAAAUAACGAGAACUAUUUGAGCAGCAUUUUUCGUCGAGCUCAGCAGAUCCAGCAGGAACACGAGGACAGUUUUCAGGCUGAGAAUCUUGAUCCUGACAAUCCAAGUGCUGGUGUUGAGCAGGGAGAUAAUGAUAAGAUUGGGAUGGCAUUUCCUGCAGUCGUUCGGGAGACGAGCAGCGGUUCAGUCGUUGAAUUGCAAGAUGUGGCACACCAGCAAGGGGAAACGCGACAUUUGCCGAAAGUCUAUGGUAGGAGUCUGUUGCCAUCAAAUAGUGGCCCUGGUGAGAGCUGGAGUGUGCAUUCCACGACCCACGGUGAAGCUGACCUGUCGUCCAUGUUCUUCGAGUCUGCCGCAGCGAUGAACAACUUAUUCGACUUAUCUUCUGAGGCCUUAUAUCCAGUGGUCGGUUCAUCAACAUCUGGUGCAAAAACGAAGAGUAUUAAUGUCAUUGGUGGAAGUAAUCUUGCAGCUUUGUCUAACUUCUCAGCAUCAGUUGCCGCUACAACAACAGCGCUCCAAGAUACAGCAGCACUGGAUGAGCUUGAGCGCCACGUGAUAGGCACGACCACGACCUCGUCCAGCACCAGUGUCGUUGAUGUACUGGGGACCGGCCGAGCAGAGGGCCAACACCCACAGCUCCUGAAUAGGC
This is a messenger RNA of Amoebophrya sp. A25, 951 nucleotides long. The record is from the annotation of a GenBank genome assembly. NCBI's taxonomy places the organism in Eukaryota, Dinophyceae, Syndiniales, Amoebophryaceae.